AUGCUGCUCAGCGCUGUCAUCAAUCAGGACGAAGUCAGGAUUGUUCGUCAACAGUACGCCCUAGAUCUCCAGCAGUACAGGCGACCCGGCGGAACGUACCAGGCUUUCAAUCGGAUCGAGAGCGAGUCUCUGGGCCUAAACCGCUAUGAGGACGUCCAACUUCUGGACCAUUCGCGGGUCAUCUUGAAAAGUUCCGGCGGGAUAGACUACAUUCAUGCAUCGCAUGUAAAAGGUGGACCUUUUCCAAUGAUUUGCGCCCAAGGACCCGUGGACAGGACGAUCGGCCACUUCUGGACAAUGGUUGCAGAAAACAAUUGCGCGGUCAUCGUUCAACUCUGCCAGUACGUCGAGGAUGGGCGGAGGAAAUGUGCAGACUACUUUCCGCAGGGGAAAUCGACCAACUAUGGCAACGUCACUGUGGAACAAAGGGGCCAGACAAAGGAAUCGCCUUCUAACCCGCAUGUGAAAAGGACAUUGUUCAACGUCGCACUGAGAGGAGAAAAGCCCAUGGAUGUAGCGCAUUUCCGGUUCGAUGGAUGGCCCGAUCAUGACGUCCCUGACAAUCCAACUUCGUUUCGCCAAUUCCGACUUGCGAUUCUGCGACAGGCGAUCGAAAAGAAGUGCACCGUACUUAUACACUGCAGCGCUGGAGUCGGCCGCACUGGCACUUAUGCUGCUAUAGAGAUCGCCAUCAGAAACCUGAUCCAGAACGACCACCUGAUCCAGAUGUCGACCGUCUACCGAGCUGUGCGCAAUCAACGGGAGCGGGCAAUUCAAACUGACCUUCAAGUACUCUAAGUGUAACUGUU
Meloidogyne enterolobii is the source of this 809-nucleotide messenger RNA. Lineage: Eukaryota; Metazoa; Nematoda; Chromadorea; Rhabditida; Meloidogynidae. The record is from the annotation of a GenBank genome assembly.